AUGUCUAAACGCUCAUUCAAGAAUUUCGUAGAACAAGGACUCGGAUCUUUCCCCAAGUUCGUCAUCUACACGGUUCUUGAAUGGAGUCUCAUCACUUUCCUCUUCAUCGACGGCCUUCUCGCCUUUCUAUCAAACCAAUUCGCAAGAUUCUUCGACCUCAACAUUCCUUGCCUUCUAUGCACAAGACUUGACCACAUUCUCGUCCCUAGAGACCCUGAGUUCUAUUACAACGACUCAAUCUGCGACUCUCACAAGAAGAAGAUCUCUUCUCUUGCUUAUUGCCAUGUCCACAAGAAACUCUCUGAGAUCAAACACAUGUGUGAAGGAUGUCUUCUCUCUUUCGCCACCGAGAAAGAAUCUGACUGUGACACGUACAAGUCUCUCAUUGGAAUCUUGCACAAAGAUCUCGAGCUUCUCAUAGACGAUGAACGAGAACUUCCCUUGGCGUUCAAGAAAGACGAUAACUUUGUUCAGACAACAACAAAUCUGGUGGAUUACAAGACUUACAACAACAACAACAACGUUAGAAACGAUAGCAUCAAACAACAUUGUUCUUGUUGCGGAGAGUUGUUGAAGAUGACAUCUGAGAAGUUGCCAAAGACCAACAAUUCUGUUCUUGCUCCUGCUCCUUCUCCUAGGGUUUCGCACAACAAAUUGUCUGAAAACGAAUCUGAGUUUAAGGAUUUUGACAUGGACAGAACACCGAGUUAUGUGAAAGGAGGUAACAAGUUCUUUGGGAUUCCUCUGUCUGACUCGGCGCAAAACAGUCCAAGAUGGUCCGUUCGACCCUCCAGGAAGUCCCUUUUGGAUAAGACAGAGAAUGCUUCGGAGACGGCGGCGACAGAUCAAAACGGUGAAUCCAUUCUUAAUCAGCUCAAGAAAGAGGUUCGCUUGGACAAGAAGUCACUGAUUGAUUUGUACAUGGAGCUAGAUGAAGAGAGGAAUGCUUCAGCCGUUGCAGCUAACAAUGCAAUGGCUAUGAUCACAAGGCUUCAAGCAGAGAAAGCUGCUGUUCAAAUGGAGGCGUUGCAGUACCAAAGAAUGAUGGAUGAGCAAGCAGAGUAUGACCAAGAAGCUUUACAGUCUAUGAAUAGUGAGUUGUUGAAGAGGGAAGAGGAAAUGAAGGAGCUUGAAGCUGAGUUUGAGGCUUACAGAGAGAGGUAUGGUUGUUUAACAGACGAUGACGCAUCAAGAGAAGGGUUUCUUGAAGAAAACGGCAAUGUUAGUGAAGGAGAAGUUAUUUCUUCUUCAAACCAUGAGGAGAAUGGAGUUAAGAUUUACCAAAAUGGAUCUCAUAACCCACAAAUGAAAAGUUCAGAGGAGUCUACAGCGGAAAAUGAUCUCUCCACGGAGGAAGAAAAAGAAAAUGAAAGUAAAGAAGGGAUAGUAAAAGAGCUUUCAGCUAUCACAGAGAGGCUAAGUGAGCUUCAAUCAAAUGGUGAACUGUUGAAACAUAUUGCAGAACAUUUAGAUGUUAGUGAAGGAGAAGCGAUGCUAUUGCAGAUAUCUCAGAAUCUGCACAUGCUUCGUAGUUUUGUUGCUAUGCCUUCAGAAUCCAUGAACUUAGUUUUCAUCCUCCUUACACUCUCCAUCACUCUCUCGGCCUUAAACCCUAGCCCAUUACAAGACUUCUGCGUAGCUGAUCUCCAAGCUUCCCCAACCAAGUAUGGAUUCCCAUGCAAAUCACAUGUCACCUCUGAAGACUUCUUCUUCUCCGGCUUGAACAUUCCACUCAACAUUUCGAACCCUAGAGGUCUAGCCGCUAACGUGGCAAACGUCAUGACGUUUCCAGGACUACACAUGAUGGGAAUAUCCAUGUACAACGUCGCAGUCGCAGCUGGAGCAGCUAACUCGCCUCACACGCACCCUGGUGCGACCGAGGCAGGAUUCAUCCUCGAAGGCUCGGUCUUGAUUGGGUUCUUGACGACUAACUACACGUUGUACCAAAAGGUUGUUGGACCAGGUGAUAUGUUUGUGGUUCCUCCGGGACUCAUUCACUACGAGUGGAACGUUGGGAAAAUGGAAGCGAGGUUUCUGGCGCUGGUGACUCAUGAGGCGCCUAGCGAGGUUGUUGUUCCAAACACUCUGUUUGUUGCGGAACCCGCGAUUCCAGACGAGGUUUUGAUGAAGGCGUUUAAGAUGAAUGAUGCUAAAACAAUCGACAUGCUCAAGUCAAAGUUUACUACUACGUAA
Messenger RNA from Microthlaspi erraticum, 2193 nucleotides. Lineage: Eukaryota; Viridiplantae; Streptophyta; Magnoliopsida; Brassicales; Brassicaceae. The record is from the annotation of a GenBank genome assembly.